Messenger RNA from Paramecium pentaurelia, 5874 nucleotides. The record is from the annotation of a GenBank genome assembly. Lineage: Eukaryota; Ciliophora; Oligohymenophorea; Peniculida; Parameciidae.
AUGCAUACUUUUCGAAAAUUCGCAAGAGGCUAUAUGCAAACCAUGUUAUAUGGUAUUGAAGAGAGACCAAAAUUUAAAGUAAACCACAAAUUUUAUUAUAUUAGAUGGAUGGUACAUUUUAUUUUAUUUUGCAUUUAAUCAAUCAUUUUCAAUAUUUAUCAAUAAUUGUGAAUGCAAAUUAGAAUAAGCGUUUUAGCGACUUUAAAUUAGCUUAUUCACAAAACUUUUUAGAAUUUUUUAUAUUAAAUAAUACCUUGAAAUCGUCUAUGACAUCAAAUUUGGCAUUAGUUAUAAUUGUGAUCUCAUUUGCCUCCUAAUUAAUACUUAUCCUAUUUUUAAUGUUUUCCACAUUCAUUAGAGUAUGGACAGCUAAUCUUAUUAGAAGAGAUAUCACAGGAAGUGAUAACAUGAAUUCCAAUAUAUAACAAUGGGUCAUAAGUUUUAAUGAAACACUUCAUUGGUUUUUUGUUCUGUAUCCUGUAAUUUAUCUUCAAAUUGCAGUUAUUUCUUUUAGUUCCCUAACAUGUAAUUCUGUAAGCAUUUUUCCAAAAUCUGAUUGUGAAAUAGGAAUAGGAACAUAGAUAAUAGCAAUUACUCCAUUAAUAAUAUCAUACAUAAAUGGAUAAAUAUUGAUUUAUAUAAUGAGGAAUCAUAGAUUUCAUGAACCUAAUUCUUUAAAAAGAAGAUACUCCUCUCUAUUAUUAUUAAAUAACACAGUUAUCCUAAUAGAGAUAUUUUCCCAUUAUAUUUAUGAAGUAAAAUUAAAUCAUUUAAAUAAUAGUUUCAAGCUGCUGAUAUUUUAAAAUAUUCAAUGGCUAAUUUAUUUGCUAUAAAUUAAAUUGUAGAUCAAUUAACUAAUUUCCCUUACAGAGAUCCAAUACGUAUUCCUUCAAUUAGAUUGGCAUUCGUAUAUGCUUGGAUAGUCAUAGCUGUUACUGCUUUUAAAUUUGGUUUGCUUGAAGAAGAGAAUCUAUUUUUUUUGAUUAUCUUACCAUUACCAGGAUUAGCUAUUGUUGGAGAAACCUUAUCAUCUUUAUUUUAAAAUCAUGCCAUAUUAAAUUAUAAUUCUAGCGUUUAGAUAGAAGAAAAACAUAUUAUUAUUGCAGUGGACUAAUUUUAUAAAUAUCAUAUUGAUUAUUUAAAAGUAUAUUUUCAAGUAAUUGAUUAAAGGAUCCGUAAGCAUAAUUGUAAUAUCUUCAGUUUUUAAUGAUUCAUCGUUUAUAUUGUAAAAAUAAUAAGUGUUAUUCCAAACUCAAACGUUUUGAAACAUUGGAUGUUGAUUAAAAAAAGGAUCUUAAUACUCUCACUUUGAGUAUUAUCAAAUGUAUAUUUAAGGCAGCCCAGAACUGGCUGUUUUCUAUGUACUCUUUAUAUUAAUAAAAUAGUCAUAAUUUAAAUACAGAUUUAUAAUUUGAGCAGUUGUAAUUAUAGUAUAUUAGUUUUGUUUCAGAAAUAGCACAAAAACCCCUUAUAGGAUAUAUAGAAUUAAGACAAUAUUAGAACAAUAAAUUGAAUAACAAUUCUACAUAUUUUAUUGAGAUUACUAACAAAUUGGCAGAUCAAUUAAAAAAAUAAAUAACAGAUAAUUAAGUUAGACAAAACUCAAAGGCUGUAUUAAUCCAUGAAUAAAGAACAUAACUUAUUGAAAUUUCAUUGACUUAACAAUGGUAAACUUAAAAUUUGUAUGAAAAUUUAUUAUAAACUUAUAUUAAUUUGGUAGAUUAAAAAAUAGAACAUUGGUAGAAUCUAAUAAAUGGAUAUCCAAGUUUGAAUCCAUUUUAAUAUAAUACCUAAAAAUUAUGUGAAAAAAUCAUGAAUGUAAUGUAUGGACAUAUGAUUAGCUUAGGAUUGCAUUGGAUAAGUAUAUAGGAGUACCUUAAGAAUGGUUUGAUUUAAAAACAACUACAACUAAAGGUAUUGCUAUUAAAAAAUUAAGUCAUGCUUAAUUAAAUAUCAAUGUUAUAACAUUAAAAUUAUAUUCAUUGUUUUAUUCUUUAGUAAUGAAUGAUUUUGAUAGAGUAAGAAUAUAUUCAAUAAUUAGACGGUUUAUGUUGAAUAGUAUGUGAAAGACUUAACUUCAAAUGAUAGAUAAAAAGAAAUUGAUAUAAUAGAUAAUAUAUCUAUUUAUAAUGAUUCUACUACUAUUAUUUUGGUCAGUAUUGUUAAGAAUAAAGGGAAGAUUGUUAAUAAAAAUCAAUUAGCAUUAGCAAAUUUUUUCCAUUAUAUUGAUGCUAAUGAUUUUAAAGAAUCAGUAUCUUAAGUACAUAAUUUAUUACCAAAAACAAUGAUAAAAGGUCAUGAAUAUUUAAUAGAUGCUUUCAUAUAGAAGGGUCAUAGUGAAUAUUUUAUUCGUAAGAUUUCUGGAUAUUAUGAAAAUAAAAAAGGAUUUAUUGAGAAAUGUUAUGUAAAAUUAGGUAAUUUGUUUGAGGAAUUAGAUGAUUAUGUUAUAACUGCAUCUAUUCUUAAAUGUAAUGUAUCUAAUUAGCUUAUUUUGGUUGAUGCUGAAGGAAAAAUAAUUGGAAUAAGUGAAGAAUUAUAUAAAACAAUCAGUGCAAAAGUUCCAAAUAUUAACAUUGAUUUUUUUAAAGAAUUCUGUCACUUAUUUCUUAUUUUUCCAUCAUUUUUGACUAUUUUGAACUAGAAUUUAAAUAAAAUUAAUGAAUUAGAUCAUUAAUUUAUAGAAGAUGAAGAACAUCUAUUUUAUAUACCUUCAAAUUUGGUUGAACUUAAUUCUUUGUUUGUUAGGGAAUCUUAUGAAAAAAUGGGAAAUACACUUUAAGAUGGUUUUGAAAGUUAAAAUUUGAGUUCUUGGAGAUCAUGGAAAUCUGUAUCUAAAUCUUUAAAAAGUGAACAUUCUUUUGGAUUUGAGAGAGGUAGUACUACAAUAUUAGGAGAGAAAGUACCUAUAGCAGAUAAAUCAAAUAUUAAUUUUCAUUAUUAAUUUAUGAAUUAACAUAAGGAUUUAUUGGAGAAGGUAUUAAUUUUAAUUUAUAUUUAAAGUAUUCAAUAAUCAGAACAAGAAUAAAAAUAUCUUAUUAGAUGAUGAAAGUAAAAAGAUAUUCUUAUCCAUAUUUUAUUAUAGAAUUAGAACAUAUGAAUGAGAUUACUUCUUAACAUAAAUUUUAUAACAAAUAUCCAACAAUGGGAUAAAACUUUGAAGCUUCUACAACUUUGUUUAAUUCUGCUUAAAAUCAUAAAUCUUUAAAUGAAACUGUUCCAUCUAGUGCAGAUAGAUCACUUUAAGAUACUAAACCAGUUAGUUUUUAACCAGAUAAAUUAGUAUUAGAAUCAUAAUAUAAUAAAUAAAUAAAUAAAUCAUCUAAAAUUAAUGAAGAUAAAAUUAAAUAAUUAAUUUAGUAAGAUGAUAGCAAUAUUUUAUUUGGAAAUGAUCAUUCAUAAAUUAGAUUAUUUGAUAAACCAAGUGCUAUUGAAGUUUAAGAUAUAUCAGCUCCACCAUCAGAAAUUAUUUUACCAAAAAAUGCAUAUAGACCUGAUUUUAGUGGAAUCCCUGUAUAAAAAGAUUAAGAUAAUGAUUCGGAUGAAUUCUUUGAAUUACAUAAAUAGUUUGAUGUAAUAAUCUAAAAUAAUUAUAAAGGAAAAAUCAAUUAAAGUUGAAGAAAAAGAAUUAUAAAAAGAAAAAUCAAGUGAUGAAUUUAAAGAUAAAGAUGAAUCACAAUAAGAGAUAGAAGAUAAUCUUGAAAAACAUUCCUCAAAUUAAAAUGGCAAUAAGAAAAACUUUAUUUAAUUAUUAAUGGAAAAUAAAAAAAUGCAAUAAGAGUAAGAUUGAAUUAUAAUAUCUAUUUAUAGGAAUUAAAAUGAUAAUGAUGAGGAGGAAAAGAAAAAAAGGUCAAUUGCAAGUUCAUCAAAGACAAGUACAUCUAAAUCACCUUCUUUACUUGUUCGCUCCUUGUAUUAAGUAAGUACUUUUGGAGGAGGUCUUAAAUCUGUUAUAUUUGCAAUUUUAGUGUAUCUUAUUUUACAAUUCUGUCUUGUAUUUGUUAAAUUAAGUAUUAUACAAAGUAAAAUUUAUUAAUUUAUUUAGAUAAUUAUGACAUAUUAUAAACUAAUAUUAAUUAUGUAACUUAUCCUGAAACUUUGAAUUUCUAUUUUUAAAAGAUAGCUUUUUUUGCUUGGAUUAGUUUAUAAGAAAGAUUAGAUAUAAUUAAAUAUAGUGAUUUCAUUAAAAAAUAACAAAUAGAAGAAUUGAUAGCCACUAGAGCAAUCAUAGACAUAAAAUUAAAUGAAUUAUAUAAAGGUAUUAUAUAAUUUGAAGAAUAAAUUAUGAACGAUGAACUUAAAUUAGUAAGUAUUAAUGAUUUAUCAUUUUCUGAAUAAUAACUUGAUCUUACUUAAUUAAUUUAAUAAAUUCAAUUACAUGCAUUUAAUUAUAUGGAUAAUGCUUAAGAUGGUGUCAUAUUUUCUGAUUGUAUGUUCUUUAGAUUAAAUAUUCCUUAUGUUUAUUAAUUUGCAUAUAAAUAUAUUACAUUACUUAAUGAAAACUUGGUUUAUUAUGAAGAUAGAAUCAUAAAUGAUGUAGUUGUAUUAACAAUGACUUUUAUUGCUGUCAAUAGUUGUAUCAUUUUAUAUAUAUUAUAUAAUACUUAUUUAUUGACUUAAUAUGAAAGAUAGAUAUUAAUGUUAAUAACAAGAGUAUCUCAUAAAACUGCUGAAGAUAUCAUGUAAAAAUUAACUGAUGUUAAAACAAUUUUAAUUGAACCUUCAUAAUUGUUAUGGAAAAGAGUUAAUUAUUUUGAAUUAAAUUAUGAAUAAGUAUAAUAAAAUCAAUAAGUAACAAGUCUUUUGUUUUCAAAAUCAGUUAAAACAUAAUCAGUUACAAAAUCAAAUGAAUUAUCUGUUUAAAAAUCAAAAUUAAGAACAAAAAGAUCAUAUUAAAGCAAUUCUUUGGCUUAAAGAAUUUAUGAUUUAACUUUAAGUUAUCCAUCAAAUCUUAUAUUCCUUUUUUUCCUUUGGUUUCUGGCUAUAUUAUUUAUUAUUGGAGGAAUUUUAGUAACUAUCAGUUAAGUAUCAGAUAUUAAACCUACACUUAAUCUUAAUUUAUAAUUGAUUCGAUUUAAACUUAGAUUUGACACCUUGAUAGUUUUAGGCGAAUGUUUAAAAACACAAUAAGUAAUUAGUGAUUAAUUUAAUACUAAAUUUGGUAAUGUUAAUAUUGAUAUGAAAAAUCAAUUAAUUUUAGAUCUAUUUAGUGAAUAAACUGAUGGAUUUUAAGAUUCUAUGAGAAGUAUUUAUGAUUCCCUUGCUAGUUAAUCUGGACUCUUAGAAGCCUAAAAAAAAGAAUUAUUGAUGUACUUUGAAGAUAGUUUAUGUAAUUACAUGAGUGAAGAAAUACCAUUUUGUACUAUUAGAGUAUCUAAUUAAAAUUUUUCUGUUCCUGAUACCUUCAAAACAACUUAUGGUAAUCCAUGGUUAGAAGAUAAUAAUUUUGAUUAUUUAUCUGGAGGUAUUACUGGUUGUGUCUAAGAGUUUACAAAGACAUUAAAUUUAUAUUUCUCUAAAGAGAUUUUAUUAAAAUAAUUUCAAGUUGCAACAACUUAAGAGGCAGUAUCUUUUUUAAAAACAUAAAUUCAUAUAAAUCAAUUUGUUGAAUAUUAUCUAGACUCUGGAAAAUUAUUGUCCAUCAUAGGAGACAAUUUAUUCGAAUAGAAUUAAUCAAAAUUAUAAUAAGCCACAACAAUCAUGCAAUUAUACAUUUAUAUAACAGGGCUAGGUUUGCUAAUUAUUUUAGGUUCUAUCUCAUAUUUUUGGGUAAAAUAUGUUAGUUCUAGAAUGAAAUUAAUGAGAUUAAGUUUGACACUCAUCCCAUAUGAAAUCCUAUUGGAACCAAAGACAAUGAGUUCUUUAAAAUAAUUAUGA